Molecule: messenger RNA, 648 nt
Organism: Pestalotiopsis fici W106-1
Lineage: Eukaryota; Fungi; Ascomycota; Sordariomycetes; Amphisphaeriales; Sporocadaceae
Exons: 2
Coding region: 1-648 (215 amino acids)
Source: RefSeq, a predicted model, not a curated record
AUGUCGCCUCACAAAAACUCGUGGACCGUCUUGUGUGAGACCUACCCUGACCUUCAGCUCAACCCGGAGGAGCUUCCACAGGAGGAAGUCCUGAGCUCUCUAGCUUCACUGCCCGCUAGGGAUACUUUGGAGAUUAACCCCGGAAGAGGCAGAACUGAUUUCAAUCUCCGUCGACGAAAUUAUAAUCUCAAAGCCGUCUUGGCGCAGAUUUCUGGGGAGAAACAGAGUGAUGAUGACAUUUGCACGUGGUGCGAGAGUGGCAAGGGACAGUGGCUGGGCUGUGUCCAGGUGCCGGGAGGCACAGGUUCCUGUGCGAACUGUCUCUAUGGUACCAAUCGUUGCUCAUUGCGCGAAGAUGCUGCAGAAGAUUUUGAACCAGAAACGACGACGGUAGCGCCCAAGUCGGCACCCACUGCACGAGUUUCAAAGACAUCAGCUGCCACAGCAUCUACAUUUACCAUCACACCAAGGAAACUUGUAUCGACCGCAAAUGACAGCACUGAUCCUACCAUUGGACUAAACGGAGUCCCUAAUCUGCUUCAUCUCAAGCGUAUGCCGCCGAACAAACAGGAGGAGGUACUCCAGCUAUGCCGCGACCGAAUUGAACAGCUGCAGGAUUACAUUGACAUCGCAGAGGGUCGAUUCUAG